This is a messenger RNA of Maniola jurtina (meadow brown), 1281 nucleotides long. RefSeq lists its product as uncharacterized. The record is from RefSeq and is a predicted model, not a curated record. Lineage: Eukaryota; Metazoa; Arthropoda; Insecta; Lepidoptera; Nymphalidae. The transcript is spliced from 2 exons. The coding region runs from base 188 to 484 and encodes 98 amino acids.
GCUCGAGCGCGGAAAAUGCGUUAGCGUCAUACAAGCUGGCGUCAGGGGCCGGCGGUGACGUAGUCUUCAGUUUCUCUGCCAAAUGUGACUCAGAUCCGAUAUAAAACGACGAUGCUGGGCAAACACUGCGCAUUUCAGAUCAAACUGCCGUCCACUCGGGUGUUAGUGAUAUCAUUAUCAGUGUCAAAUGUUUGUAAACGGUGUUGAUGUUAUCAGCUCGCGUUUGAACAAUAUCGCAUUGGAUUCCUUGAAUAUUCAAACCAACAUGCAUCCAAAGGCAGAGAAAGCGCCAACAUGCGAGAAGAACCCACUGCCUCUUCUACAUCUCACACCAACAAAUGCAAGUCAUAGAAAGAGCGAUGGUACUCCACAGCAAGGAACUGAUAAUCCUUGGCUACUGAAACCACAGCACGAAAUACCACCUACGCCGCCGCCGAAAACUGACCAAAAACCGGUCAAUUUCUUCCCACAAAGAAUCGGUUAAAUGUACCAGACCAGUAGAAAUCGAAACAAUUUUGAAAUGGCAAGUUGCCAUCCCGUCAAAAUACGGACUUUCGAAUGAAGUCGUAUAAAAAUACUCCAUUGCGUUAAUACAAAGUAAACACAUCAAAAUCAUGUAAUUGCGAAGAAGCUUUUUGCUAGAAUAUCUUAAAAUAAUCUAUUCGAUGAACAAUUCUGGGAUAUUAUCCUCUUGUCUAUUUAUUUAACAACAACAAAUAACGCAUUUGGUGAUGAGUUGAAGAAGAUGGUACCUAACAUACUAGGUGCAAUUAUAUAAUUUUAUAUAAUAAUUAUUGAGCAUUUGUUUACGCUUUUAGUUAUAAGGGAUUUUGAUGAGGAGUUUCAUGGUUGAUAUAAAAAUGUGUAGAAAGUAGAAAAAUACUAAUGUAUUUCACAGUAUUAAUUUAAAGUUAUUGAAUUUACUUAAUUGACAGGGAAUGUUCUUUGCGAAUUUUAGUUGAAGAAAGUUAUUUUAUGAUAAAAUAAAUUAAUGUUCAAUAGUUUAGAUAAAUUACAGCAUACUAAAGUAAUAAAUGAUUAUGUCAAUAAUAGUAAUUUUAAGUUAUUUAAUGAAUAGGUAUUGAUUACUUAUAGUUCUUUGCAAAUGCUAGUCGGAGAAAGUUAAUUUAUUGUUGAUAAAGUAAUGUUCAAUAAUUUAGAUAAAUAAUAAUUAUAGCAUACUAAAGCAAUAAUUGAUUAUGAGAAUAGGUAGAUAAGAUACGAAAAUAUACAGUUAUAUUUAUUUGAAACUGAAUAAAAAUUUAAGAGAUUGUUAUUGAA